AUGGAAGGCAUUCAUAAUGCACAUCCGACUUUAGGUUGGGAAGUGAGUAAACGGGAAGCCGAACAUAUUCCAACGAAAGGAGAUUGUAACGAUCACGGGAAGACCACUGGUUAUGGAAUGGGAAUUGAAAUCGAUUACGAUUCAAUUGAAACUGCUCAUCGUAUCCCGGCUAAACAGAAGAAGUUAGAUGCUCUGAAAUAUCCACCGGUAUUAAUAGCAAGAUUUCAUUCUCAACCGAUUUGUCGUCAAAUUCUAUCUUUGAAAGGAGCUCUGUCUCAACUACAUGCACAACAUCCAUUUUCAAAAGUGAAAAUAUCCGAAGAUCUAUCGCGACACAACCUUGAAAUCUUCUCAACAGCACGAGCAACUUCCUCUCAGCGCGGACAACUUUCCGUUCUUUUACUUCAACACGUUGCGAGAUAA
This is a messenger RNA of Didymodactylos carnosus, 423 nucleotides long. Lineage: Eukaryota; Metazoa; Rotifera; Eurotatoria; Philodinida; Philodinidae. The record is from the annotation of a GenBank genome assembly.